Trachemys scripta elegans is the source of this 5682-nucleotide messenger RNA. It is a transcript of the gene ARID4A, whose product is annotated as AT-rich interaction domain 4A. The record is from RefSeq and is a predicted model, not a curated record. Gene Ontology annotation, biological process: regulation of transcription by RNA polymerase II. The coding region runs from base 349 to 4407 and encodes 1352 amino acids. Lineage: Eukaryota; Metazoa; Chordata; Testudines; Emydidae. Gene Ontology annotation, cellular component: nucleus. Gene Ontology annotation, molecular function: transcription cis-regulatory region binding. The transcript has 26 exons.
GGGUCCUUCCUAAGUAAUCUCUCUUCUUGUGCUUGAGAAAGUUGAGAGGGGAAGGAGGCGGCUCAGGGCCUUGUCUCUCCUGCGCAGGAACUGCCCUUGUCCCAGCAGCUGGGCUGCGAGCAGCUUCGUAGUAGUAGUAGUAAUAUUAUUUUUGCCUACGUUGUGUGUGUGUGUAGCCUUUUCUUCCCUGACAUGGUGCAAAGGCAGAGGGAGCAAUGGCGACCUGACACACGGAGGGGCUGAGGAAGAGCAGGAGGCAGCCAAAGUGGGAAGGAAAAGGAGCUUUUUUCUGUAUAACUGGGGUCAAGAGAAAUCUUUGAGCUGGAAUCCCUCAAAUAACCUUCAAAGAUGAAGGCAGCAGAUGAGCCUGCCUACCUGACAGUGGGAACUGAUGUCAGUGCCAAGUACCGUGGUGCCUUUUGUGAGGCAAAGAUUAAGACAGUGAAAAGGCUGGUGAAAGUCAAGGUGAUCCUGAAACAGGAUAACUCAGCUCAGUUAGUGCAAGAUGACCAAGUAAAAGGACCUUUAAGAGUUGGUGCAAUGGUUGAAACCAAGAUGCCUGAUGGAUCCUUUCAAGAAGCUGUUAUCAACAAAUUGACAGAUGCCAGCUGGUAUACUGUAGUUUUUGAUGAUGGAGAUGAGAGGACGUUGAGACGAACUUCAUUGUGCUUGAAAGGGGAGAGACACUUUGCAGAAAGUGAGACACUUGACCAACUGCCACUAACAAAUCCAGAGCACUUUGGAACUCCAGUAAUUGGGAAGAAAUCCAACAGAGGAAGAAGAUCUUCUCUUCCUGUCACUGAAGAUGAAAAAGAGGAAGAAAGUAGUGAAGAGGAAGAGGAAGAUAAGAGACGUCUUAAUGAUGAAUUGCUUGGCAAAGUUGUCAGUGUAAUUUUUUGUUCGGAGAAGACUGACUGGUAUCCGGCUUUGGUAAUAUCUCCCAGCUGUAACGAUGACAUCACAGUGAAAAAGGACCAGUGUUUAGUUCGAUCUUUUGCAGAUUCCAAAUUUUAUUCAAUAGCAAGAAAGGACAUCAAAGAACUAGAUGUAAACCUAUCAAAAUCUGAUCUGUCUGCUAAAAAAGGGUUACAGGAAGCAAGCACUUUCUUAAACACAAAAGCUGUUCCUGAUAACUGGAAAAUGGACAUGAGUGAAAUCCUGGAGUCCUCCAGCAGUGAUGAGGAAGAUGGCGCUGCUGCAGAAAGUGAUGAAGAGGAAGACAAAGUGGAAGAAAAGGAGGAAGAAGUAGUGCCUGAGGAAGAGCUUGAUCCUGAAGAGAGGGACAACUUCCUCCAACAGCUUUACAAGUUUAUGGAAGACAGAGGUACUCCUAUCAAUAAACCUCCUGUUCUGGGCUACAAGGAUCUUAAUCUCUUCAAACUUUUUAGACUGGUGUAUCAACAGGGUGGGUGUGACAAUAUUGACAGCGGUGCUGUAUGGAAGCAAAUUUAUAUGGACCUUGGCAUUCCUAUUUUGAACUCCGCUGCUUCCUACAAUGUAAAAACUGCUUAUAGAAAGUAUCUUUAUGGUUUUGAAGAAUACUGCCGCUCUGCAAACAUUCAGUUCAGGACCAUCCAUCAUAAUGAACCAAAAGUGGUAGAAGACAUUCAGAAACAAGAAGAACCAAUGGAGGAAAGUGUAAAAGAGGAACAAGAAAUGCUUCCAGCAGAAGUAAAAAAUGAAGCAGAAGAAAAUGAUUCCAGCAGCGAAAGUGAAAAAGAAGAAAUAGAAUUAAGAUCCCCGAGAGGACGGAGGAGACUUGCUCGCGAUGCAAUAACUACUAAAAAAGAAACUGAAGAGGAUAAAAUGCAGGACAAAUUAAAAGAUAGCAACAAAGAAAAUAAAGAUGUAGAGGAAACACUUGAGAAUGCAGAGAAGAAAGAAAAUGAGACAUCACUCGGGAGAAAGAACACACCAAAGCAAAAAGAGAAGAAAAUGAAAAAACAAGAGGAAUCUGAUAAAGAAUCUGAUGAAGAGGAAGAGAGAAGGCAAGAGAGGGAGGAAAUUGAAAACAAAGGAGAAUCAGAAGGGGAGGAAGAUGAGGAGGACUCGGAGCCCUGUCUAACAGGAACCAAAGUGAAAGUAAAAUAUGGACGUGGAAAAACUCAGAAAAUUUAUGAAGCCAGUAUUAAAAGCACAGAAAUUGAUGAUGGAGAGGUUUUAUAUUUAGUACAUUACUAUGGCUGGAAUGUAAGAUACGAUGAAUGGGUGAAAGCUGAUCGGAUUAUCUGGCCUUUGGACAAAGGAGGACCAAAGAGAAAACAAAAGAAAAAAGCAAAAAGUAAAGAAGACCAGGAAAAGGAUGAAAAGAAGGAUGAGGAGAAACAGAAAUCAAAACGUGGCCGACCCCCUCUGAAAUCUACUCUUCUGUCAAACAUGUCUUGCAGUUUAUCCAAAACACCUAAUAGUGAAGGUAAAGCAGGAGCCAGAAGUACACGGAGCAAUAUGUCAGAUUGCUUGUCAUUACCAAAUGGAACAGAAGGAACACCUCGCAGGCAGACGAGACGUAGCUCAGGAAUGUUUGAUUCUGAUAGAGGAUCAAACGAUUCUGGUUCAUCUGACAGUGAAGCUGAUGAGACUUCUGAAAAGAGUAUGAAUGAAGAAUUUUCGGCAGAAAUUUCAGAUAUGGAAAAAAAUGAAAAACUAAUUGAUGAGAAACCUGAUGAAGAAAACCCAAAGAUCCCACAUGUAUUGAUGAAAGAAAAUGACAGGACUCAAGUGCAGCCUCUAGAAACUUUGAAACUGGAAGUUGAAGAAAGUGAACAAAUAGUUCAGAUUUUUGGAAACAAAGCUGAACAAGUGGAAGAAAUUAAAAAAGAGACUGAAAAAUCACCUAAGGGGAAGGGAAGAAGGAGCAAGACAAGAGAUCCCUCUUUAGAGAAUAUAAAGGUUUUGCCAGAAAGCCAGGAAGAGGAAACAAAUGAAACCCUCAUAGAAUCUGAAAGGUCAGAAAUUUGUUCCUUAGACAGUAAAGAGUUUUCCACCACUACUGAAAAUGAAACAGACCCUUGUACAAAAGAUAAGAAGCUUUUGAAAAGGAAAACGUUGGAACAGACAUCGCCUGAGAAAAAGGUACGACGAGAGUGUGAGAUGGAAGUGCCAAAUAUUGUGUCUGAGGAGAGGACCAAUGAAUGUAUUGGAAUGGAGGAAUGUAAAGACUUCCAUGAUGAAGAGUCACUCAGAACUGAAAAUGAGGAAAUGCCGUCUUUAGUAGCAGAGUCAGAUCAACAUGUACAAGAGCUGACGAAUGAAAACUUUGAAUGUACGUCUGAGGAAAAUGAGCAUAUUCCAUUAAAAGAUGAGGAUGACACUAUGCCUCAGAUUGGACCUGAAACUCUACUUUGCCAUGAAGUGGACUUGGAUGACUUUGAUGAAAAGGAAAAGAGCAGUAGUGAGGAUGCAGUAACAGAAAAGCCAGACCCCAACACUUUGACCUCAAAUCCAUCUGCCUUAAUCCCUGUAGCCCAGCCUAACUUCUCUGUGGCCUCGCCCCUUGCUCUUAGUCAGGAUGAAUCUCGCAGUAUAAAAAGUGAAAGCGAUGUAACGAUUGAAGUGGACAGUGUGGCAGAAGAAUCUCAAGAGGGUCUCUGUGAAAGCGAGUCUGCUAAUGGAUUUGAAGCCAGUACCACUUCAAGCAAUUGUAGUAUAGCAGUACAAGACAGAGAAACUGGAGAGAAGGGUCAAAAAAGGCCAAGCGAUGGCAAUAGUGGGACACUGGCAAAGAAACAAAAGCGUACUCCAAAGCGAUCAAGUGCUGUAGCCAAAAAUGAAAAGAAUGGAACAGGACAAAGCAGUGAUAGUGAAGAUCUUCCUGUCAUGGACAGUUCAAGUAAAUGUACUCCAGUAAAACACAUAAAUGUGUCCAAACCACAGAAGCUUGCGCGAUCCCCUGCAAGAGUAAUUUCCCCUCACAUCAAAGAUGGAGAAAAGGAUAAACAGAGAGAGAAACAUCACCACAGUGCUUCCCCAAGAGUGUAUAAAUGGAGUUUCCAACUCAAUGAACUAGACAACAUGAACAGCACUGAGAGAAUCUCCUUUCUACAAGAAAAACUACAGGAAAUCCGAAAAUAUUACAUGUCCCUGAAGUCAGAAGUAGCAACAAUAGACAGAAGAAGAAAACGAUUGAAAAAGAAAGACAGAGAAGUGUCUCAUACAGGAGCAUCCAUGUCAUCUGCUUCAUCAGACACUGGGAUGAGUCCGUCAUCAUCUUCUCCUCCCCAGAAUGUGCUUGCUGUAGAAUGCAGAGAAAGGGCACUUAUCAGAUUUGAAAAGUUAUGUCCAAUGAAGCAUUCAGGUGUUCUAGGAAAUCAUAGAAAAGCAAGUGCAUCAAACAGACAUCAGAAUAUUAUCAAACAGAAUCAAGUUACUGCUGCACUUUCACCCAGCUUGUAUGCUAACCCUUGGUGAGUAGUUCCUCUUUGUGGAAGCACUUGCUAUACAGAACUGCCAAAGUAUGUGUUCAGCAAUGUGCCCAGUUUUAAAGAUGUAAAUGGGACAAAAUAAAUUGUGAAAGGAAGUGUAGUUGACUGAAAACUACAGUUGUAAUAAGUCUUCCACUUUUUAUAGGAUUUUUGAGCACACAAUUAUGCAAAUAUUUUAAUGUUUAUUAAUGUUUACAGUGGAAUUGUGAAUAGGUUUUCAGUGGACUAUCUUAUCCCUUGACAAAAAUAUUUUGUCUUUUUUCUAUGUAAUUUCAGAGUUUUUAUUUUGUUACAAAAAGACGAAAAAUGAAAUAUAUAACAACAAUGAAGUUAUUUAACAAGAUUUCUAAAGCUGAAUUUUUUUGUGUAAAAUAAGGUAUCUUGCAACUUGUUAAAUAUAUUUAUUCAGACAUUGGAUGUUGUAUUUUUAUGUAUUUUUUAAAAUAUUAAUAAAAUUGGAAAAAAAUUCUAGGUUAGUUCACUCUUUUGAAAAAACAUACCUAUCAGUUGUAGCUCUUACAGGAGGUUUUAUCCAGUAGCCAUGCCUGUAUGUGCAGUGGGUCUGUUUAUUCUUCCACAAUGUAGAACUGUAAUCGGGCAUCUGGAUUAAACUAUAACCUUGUUUGGAAACUUUGGCAGUCCUAGUACUUAUAUUGUUUUGAGGAACAAAUUUUAUUGGGUUGCCCUUAAGAUGCUUUGUCACAGUUUUUAUGUUUGCUAUACUGCCGAAUGAAUUUAUAUCUCCCAAAGUUGAGAUGCAACAAUAAAGUAAAGCAACUGUGUAUACUUUGUCUGUGGAUUGUCCCACGGGCUGAUGCAGUUUGUAAAUAACUCUUCCAAAACCAUGUAUUUAAAACAGUUCGCAUAUACAUUAUGUAUAAAAGUGAUUUUUUUAUCAAUUUUUUUAUUCAUGUUUGUACAUUGAAAGGGGUUUUAACCCCUCUUUCUGUGUUUAAAAUGCUGUAGAGUAAUAACAUAGAUGCUCUAGACUGUAUAUCAGGAUAUUAUGGUUCACACAGCAGAAAGUCAGAGCGAAACACUAGUGAUGGGGGUAGCAUUACUAAAAUUGAUGUUUCUUGAAACUUCAUUUUACCACAUUUGUCAACUUGUGAUUCCAAUUCCUUCCAUUUUCGCAGAGAAUUAAAGAAAAAGUACUCUUGUAAAAUGCACUUUUCCGUCUUUUCUUAAGCAAAGCAUAACUAUUUCAGUGUAAGAUAAAAUGGAGUUCAUUAGAGAGCAUUAAUAAAGGCCAUGUUUUAAA